This is a messenger RNA of Aspergillus wentii DTO 134E9, 1088 nucleotides long. Its product is annotated as mitochondrial 54S ribosomal protein mL58. Gene Ontology annotation, molecular function: structural constituent of ribosome. The coding region runs from base 243 to 848 and encodes 201 amino acids. Gene Ontology annotation, cellular component: mitochondrial large ribosomal subunit. The transcript has a single exon. NCBI's taxonomy places the organism in Eukaryota, Fungi, Ascomycota, Eurotiomycetes, Eurotiales, Aspergillaceae. The record is from RefSeq and is a predicted model, not a curated record.
AUUUUGCCAGGCCUGGUUCACUCUUGCCAAUUCUAAAUCAUAAGUAUUGUAAUCACUUCCCUUGGUGACUGCCUGGUAUCAAUAGUCUCUUCCAUUUUACUAAUUACUAUUUCUGCUGUUUUAAUGAUAGGCACCAACAACGAUCUUCCACUGCAAUCUGUCAUUUUAGCGAUUUGGUUGUCCGGUUUCAUCUCUGAGGAUAGCAAACAAUCCAAGUUAUCCCCUUCAAUCAUUUUGGCAGCAUGGCAACCUGUAUCGUCGCCUCCAAAAGGCCAUUCCUGACCUUGCCCUUUCUCCUGCCUUCCCUCUCUGAAUCCGCGGCUUUGAUCUCGCGACGGAAUCAGUCUUCAUACAGACGUGCCAAACAACGGCUACGCGUCAAGCCAGAUGUCUCAUUCGGCGUCCCUUCAAAUCAAUUCCAGGACCAAAUCAUCUACAAUCCCCCUUCCAGCGCCCCGUCGAUUUACCACACGCCAACCAAGUUUCUCCCUCCCAACGAUGCUCGGAGAGCUCUACGCACCGAUUCUUCUGUGGGUCAGCAUAAUGCCGGGGAGCUUCCUGGUGUAUUCAAAACAGCCCCCGAAAGGAAAUAUCAUUUGAACCCAUCGGAUAUCGAGGAGAUCCGCAAACUUCGGCUUAGUGACCCUAUGACUUGGAGCAGAUGGAAAUUGGCCAAGCGCUUUGAUUGCUCCCCAAUGUUCAUCGGUAUGGUAUGCGAGGCCAGUCCACAGAAGAAAGAAAUUCAGAGACAAGUUCUGGAAGCGGUCCAAUCCAGAUGGGGCGCAAAGCGACGGAUGGCUAGAGAAGACCGACAAUUGCGGAAGGAGUCUUGGGGGAGAGAUGAAUGAGCCUUCAAAGGACAAUAGGAUUCUCGAUUCGUCACCCUUUCCCUUUGGUCAAAGAAGGUUUGUCAUGUUUGCAUCAUGUCAAAUUCAUGGCUUUGAAAUACAAAUCUGGUGAGGAACAACCAGUCAGUGGUUAGGUGUAUAAAGAUAUGUAUUCUAGCAUUACUGGUAUCGGACCACAUAUUGUAACUAUUAUAGAAUGAAAUGAGUAUAGAGUUAAAGAAAAUCCAAUGUGUACAGAAA